This is a messenger RNA of Penaeus indicus, 6591 nucleotides long. Its product is annotated as mucin-2-like. The record is from RefSeq and is a predicted model, not a curated record. The transcript is spliced from 21 exons. Bases 1 to 6591 code for a protein of 2196 amino acids. Lineage: Eukaryota; Metazoa; Arthropoda; Malacostraca; Decapoda; Penaeidae.
AUGUGCCACCAACCAGCACAUGCCACCAACAACUGUGCCACAAACCACCACAAUGCCACCAAUAACAGAACCGCCGACAACUGUGCCAACAACCACCACAGUGCUACCAAUAGAUCCACCAACAACUUGCCACCAAUAACAAAUCCACCGACAACUUUGCCACUAACAUCUGAAGCGCCGACAACUGUGCCACAAACCAGCGCAGUGACACCAAUGAGAGAGCCGUCGACAACUGUUCCACCAACUACCAAAGUGCCAUCAACAACACUGCUGCUGACAACUGUGCCACCAACCACCACAGUGCCACCAACAAGAGAACUGCCGACAACUGUACCACCAACCACCACAGUGACACCAACAGAACCGUCGAUAUCUGUGACACCAACCAGCAUAGUACCUCAAACAAACUUGCAGUCAACUUUGCCACCAUCCAGUACAGUGCCACCAACAGAAUCAGCCACAAUACUUUCAACAUCUGUAAAACAAGAAACUACGCAAAAUACUUUAUCAGAACUGCAACAGAAAAAAACACAGUUACUUCAAGAAAUUGAAAGACUCGAGAACCAGAUUGCUGCCUCCAACGCCACUCUCACAGCUCUGCAGAACACCAAUGAAGCCCUGCAACGAGUCAUUGAAGCCAUCGAGGAAGCCGCUGGCAAUUCCGGAAGGAAGCGCCGAUCGCUUACUUACUCUAUCGAUCAAGAUGGCGACACUGUCACGGUCGAUCCAUAUUGUGAGGUAAAUCAGGACAAUGCCGUGACUGGCAACCCAACAGAUCUGCUUCUUACAAUGAUCAAUGAUCUCUCCACCAAGCUGUCCAACCUCACAACCGACCAAAUCACUUGCUUCAAUCAACUCAUUGAUAAUUUCGCCACACUCAUAGAGAAUGGAACCUUCGUUAUCGAUUCGACUGUAUUAGAUAACAUCACGACCGCGGUAGAAGCAGCAAGCAGUGUCGUGGGAGACCAAGUCCAAUCAGUUCAACUGCUCGUCAAUAUUUUGCAAGAACAAAAACAAAAUAAAACGGAUGAGCUUGACCAAGUGGAGAGCCAAAUAGCAGCAACAACAGGUAGAAAACCAGUACACAGUUUUAUCGACGCGUACCAGCGUAUUUUCAUUAGACGUGCCACCAACACAGAACCACCGACCAACUGUGCCACCACCACCACCAGUGCCACCAACACAGAACCACCGACAACUGGUGCCACCAACCACACAGUGCCAUCAACAACAGAACCACCGACACUGUGCCACCAACCACCACAGUUGCCACCAACACGAACCACCGACACUGUGCCACCAACCACCACAAACCACGACAACUGUGCCACCAACCACCACAGUGACCACAACAACAGAACACCGACAAUGUGCCACCAACACCACAGUCCCACCACACAGAACCACCGACAACUUGCCACCAACAACAGAACCGUCACCAACUGCACAACUAACAUCAGAACCACCGACAACUAUGCCACCAACCACCACAUGCAACCAACAUCAGAACCACCGACAACUGUGCCCCCAACCAUCACAGUGCCAACAACAGAACCGCCGACAACUGUGCCACCAACUAGCACCGUGCCAUCAACAUCAGAAUCACUGAUAACUAUGCCACCAACAACCACAGUGCCACCAACAACUGUGUCACUAACCAGCACAGUACCACCAAUAACAGAACCGCUGACAACAGUGCCACCAACAAGCACAGUGUCAUCAACAACAGAACCACCAACAACUUUGCCACCAACUGAAACGCCGACAACUGUGCCACCAACCACCACAGUGUCACCAAUGAGAGAGCCGUCGACAACUGUGCCGCCAACCACCAAAGUGCCACCAACAACAUUGCUGCUGACAACUAUAUCACCAACCAGCACAGUGCCACCAACAGAACCGUCGAUAACUUUGACACCAACCAGUUCUGUGCUACCAACCAGCACAUUGCCACCAACAACAGAAUCAACCAUAAUAUUACUAACUUCUGUAAAACAAGAAACUACACAAAAUACUUUAUCAGAACUGCAGCAGAAAAAAACACAGUUACUUCAAGAAAUUGAAAGACUCGAGAACCAGAUUGCUGCCUCCAACGCCACUCUCACAGCUCUGCAGAACACCAAUGAAGCCCUGCAACGAGUCAUUGAAGCCAUCGAGGAAGCCACUGGCAAUUCCGGAAGGAAGCGCCGAUCGCUUACUUACUCUAUCGAUCAAGAUGGCGACACUGUCACGGUCGAUCCAUAUUGUGAGGUAAAUCAGGACAAUGCCGUGACUGGCAACCCAACAGAUCUGCUUCUUACAAUGAUCAAUGAUCUCUCCACCAAGCUGUCCAACCUCACAACCGACCAAAUCACUUGCUUCAAUCAACUCAUUGAUAAUUUCGCCACACUCAUAGAGAAUGGAACCUUCGUUAUCGAUUCGACUGUAUUAGAUAACAUCACGACCGCGGUAGAAGCAGCAAGCAGUGUCGUGGGAGACCAAGUCCAAUCAGUUCAACUGCUCGUCAGUAUUUUGCAAGAACAAAAACAAAAUAAAACGGAUGAGCUUGACCAAGUUGAGAGCCAAAUAGCAGCAACAACAGGUAGAAAACCAGUACACAGUUUUAUAGACGCGUACCAGCGUAUUUUCAAUAGACGAACCACCGACAACUGUGCCAACUACCAGUACAGUGCCACCAACAACAGAACCACAAACAACUUGCCACCAACAACAGAACCGUCACCAACUGCACAACUAACAUCAGAACCACCGACAACUAUGCCACCAACCACCACAGUCCCACCGACAACAGAACCACCUAAAACGCACAGUGCCAACAAUAGAGCCGCCGACAACUUGCCACCAACAACUGUGUCACUAACCAGCACAGUACCACCAAUAACAGAACCGCUGACAACAGUGCCACCAACAAGCACAGUGUCAUCAACAACAGAACCACCAACAACUUUGCCACCAACUGAAACGCCGACAACUGUGCCACCAACCACCACAGUGUCACCAAUGAGAGAGCCGUCGACAACUGUGCCGCCAACCACCAAAGUGCCACCAACAACAUUGCUGCUGACAACUAUAUCACCAACCAGCACAGUGCCACCAACAGAACCGUCGAUAACUUUGACACCAACCAGUUCUGUGCUACCAACCAGCACAUUGCCACCAACAACAGAAUCAACCAUAAUAUUACUAACUUCUGUAAAACAAGAAACUACACAAAAUACUUUAUCAGAACUGCAGCAGAAAAAAACACAGUUACUUCAAGAAAUUGAAAGACUCGAGAACCAGAUUGCUGCCUCCAACGCCACUCUCACAGCUCUGCAGAACACCAAUGAAGCCCUGCAACGAGUCAUUGAAGCCAUCGAGGAAGCCACUGGCAAUUCCGGAAGGAAGCGCCGAUCGCUUACUUACUCUAUCGAUCAAGAUGGCGACACUGUCACGGUCGAUCCAUAUUGUGAGGUAAAUCAGGACAAUGCCGUGACUGGCAACCCAACAGAUCUGCUUCUUACAAUGAUCAAUGAUCUCUCCACCAAGCUGUCCAACCUCACAACCGACCAAAUCACUUGCUUCAAUCAACUCAUUGAUAAUUUCGCCACACUCAUAGAGAAUGGAACCUUCGUUAUCGAUUCGACUGUAUUAGAUAACAUCACGACCGCGGUAGAAGCAGCAAGCAGUGUCGUGGGAGACCAAGUCCAAUCAGUUCAACUGCUCGUCAGUAUUUUGCAAGAACAAAAACAAAAUAAAACGGAUGAGCUUGACCAAGUUGAGAGCCAAAUAGCAGCAACAACAGGUAGAAAACCAGUACACAGUUUUAUAGACGCGUACCAGCGUAUUUUCAAUAGACGUGCCACCACAACAGAACCACACCACUGUGCCACAACUACCACAGUGCCACAACAACAGACCACCGACACUGUGCCAACAACCACCACAACAGAACCACCGACAACUGUGCCACCAACCACCACAGUCCCACCAACAACAGAACCGCCGACAACUUUGCCACCAACAUCAGAACCACCGACAACUGUGCCACCAACCACCACAGUGCCACCAACAACAGAACCAACGACAACUGUGCCACCAACUACCACAGUGCCACCAACAACAGAACCACCGACAACUAUGCCACCAACCACCACAGUGCCACCAACAACAGAACCACCGACAACUGUGCCACCAACCACCACAGUGCCACCAACAACAGAACCACCGACAACUGUGACACCAACCACCACAGUGCCACCAACAACAGAACCACCGACAACUGUGCCACCAACCACCACAGUGCCACCAACAACAGAACCACCGACAACUGUGCCACCAACCACCACAGUGCCACCAACAACAGAACCACCGACAACUGUGCCACCAACCACCACAGUGCCACCAACAACAGAACCACCGACAACUGUGCCACCAACCACCACAGUGCCACCAACAACAGAACCACCGACAACUGUGCCACCAACCACCACAGUCCCACCAACAACAGAACCGCCGACAACUUUGCCACCAACAUCAGAACCACCGACAACUGUGCCACCAACCACCACAGUGCCACCAACAACAGAACCAACGACAACUGUGCCACCAACUACCACAGUGCCACCAACAACAGAACCACCGACAACUGUGCCACCAACCACCACAGUGCCAACAACUGUGCCACCAACUACCACAGUGCCACCAACAACAGAACCACCGACAACUGUGCCACCAACCACCACAGUGCCACCAACAACAGAACCACCGACAACUGUGCCACCAACAACCACAGUGCCACCAACAACAGAACCACCGACAACUGUGCCACCAACCACCACAGUGCCACCAACAACAGAACCACCGACAACUGUGCCACCAACCACCACAGUGCCACCAACAACAGAACCACCGACAACUGUGCCACCAACCACCACAGUCCCACCAACAACAGAACCACCGACAACUGUGCCACCAACCACCACAGUCCCACCAACAACAGAACCACCGACAACUGUGCCACCAACCACCACAGUCCCACCAACAACAGAACCACCGACAACUGUGCCACCAACCACCACAGUCCCACCACACAGUGCCACCAUCAGAACCAACGACAACUGUGCCCCCAACCAUCACAGUGCCAACAACAGAACCGCCGACAUCUUUGCCAUCAACAUCAGAACCACCGACAACUUGCCACCAACAAGCACAGUGUCAUCAACAACAGAACCACCAACAACUUUGCCACCAACUGAAACGCCGACAACUGUGCCACCAACCACCACAGUGUCACCAAUGAGAGAGCCGUCGACAACUGUGCCGCCAACCACCAAAGUGCCACCAACAACAUUACUGCUGACAACUAUAUCACCAACCAGCACAGUGCCACCAACAGAACCGUCGAUAACUGUGACACCAACCAGUUCUGUGCUACCAACCAGCACAUUGCCACCAACAACAGAAUCAACCAUAAUAUUACCAACUUCUGUAAAACAAGAAACUACACAAAAUACUUUAUCAGAACUGCAGCAGAAAAAAACACAGUUACUUCAAGAAAUUGAAAGACUCGAGAACCAGAUUGCUGCCUCCAACGCCACUCUCACAGCUCUGCAAAACACCAAUGAAGCCCUGCAACGAGUCAUUGAAGCCAUCGAGGAAGCCGCUGGCAAUUCCGGAAGGAAGCGCCGAUCGCUUACUUACUCUAUCGAUCAAGAUGGCGACACUGUCACGGUCGAUCCAUAUUGUGAGGUAAAUCAGGACAAUGCCGUGACUGGCAACCCAACAGAUCUGCUUCUUACAAUGAUCAAUGAUCUCUCCACCAAGCUGUCCAACCUCACAACCGACCAAAUCACUUGCUUCAAUCAACUCAUUGAUAAUUUCGCCACACUCAUAGAGAAUGGAACCUUCGUUAUCGAUUCGACUGUAUUAGAUAACAUCACGACCGCGGUAGAAGCAGCAAGCAGUGUCGUGGGAGACCAAGUCCAAUCAGUUCAACUGCUCGUCAAUAUUUUGCAAGAACAAAAACAAAAUAAAACGGAUGAGCUUGACCAAGUGGAGAGCCAAAUAGCAGCAACAACAGGUAGAAAACCAGUACACACAGUUUUGUCGACGUGUAUCAGCGUAUUUUCAUUAGAUGAUACACAACCACCGACAACUGUGCCACCAUCCAGCACAGCUCCACCAACAACAGAAUCACCAUCAAUUGUGCCACAAACCAGCACAUGCCAUCAGCAACAGAACCACCGAAAACUGUGCUACCAACCACCACAGUGCCAUCAGCAACAGAACCACCGAAAACUUGCCACCAACCUCAGAACUACCGACAACUGUGCCACCAACCACCACAGUGCCACAAACAGCAGAACCACCUACAACUUUGCCACCAACCACCACAGUGCCACAAACAGCAGAACCACCUACAACUUGCCACAAACAGCAGAACCACCUACAACUGUGCCACCAACCACCACAGUGCCACAAACAGCAGAACCACCUACAACUGUGCCACCAACCACCACAGUGCCACAAACAGCAGAACCACCUACAACUUUGCCACCAACCACCACAAACCACUGUCAACUGUGCUACCAACCAGCACAGUGCCACUAA